Messenger RNA from Akanthomyces muscarius, 879 nucleotides. RefSeq lists its product as uncharacterized. The transcript has a single exon. The coding region runs from base 1 to 879 and encodes 292 amino acids. Lineage: Eukaryota; Fungi; Ascomycota; Sordariomycetes; Hypocreales; Cordycipitaceae. The record is from RefSeq and is a predicted model, not a curated record.
AUGAAGUUCAUCUUUCUCGACCACCGUCAACAGGACAAGAAGACAGAACUCGCCCGCUUGCGGGACCUGGCGAUUGACAAACCAAACGAUGGCACCAGCGACCUGUGGCAAUACAUUUUCAGCAGUACCUUUCGCGGGGAAAGGUGGCGUGUCGAGACAGACGGCUCUACCCUCAUAAAUAAAGAAAAUAAUAGUAUCGAAAUCCGCGUGUACAGAUCUACACAGAGCACAGAGCCCGGCCCUUUCCUCGUGUGGCGCGGGCGUCAGCCAAAGCGGGACUUCGAAAACCGGGACGACAUCGAAGGCGACCUCAGAAAGCAGGCCCUCGGCGCUGGACUGCUUCAGCUUAAGUAUUAUCCGGAAAGACAUUCGAUCUGGAUCAUGACGAGCAUAGGAGCCAGCGCCAAACUGUGGGUGCUUCGGUCACGCACAAGCAACGAGCCCACUCCGGAGCUCACUCCGGUCUGGCCUGAUGAAGUGCCGGUGCUGGGGUCAAAGCCACUGACUUGCCUGCACAACCCCCAGAAUCCCAUUGGUGUACCCUUUUGGGGACCUGGUUCUCGAUAUAUCGAGGAGGAGGAAAUGAUCCAUGGGCCUAUCACUUCAGAGGGCCUCGGCCGGAUUCCGGAAUGGAACUCUUCACAGCAGCGGGCUGUUCACGUGAUGCGCGCUGGUCGGGAGCUGUUUGGACCUGAAGAUGCUGUAGGCCAUGGUCGAGAACUAGAGUAUAGAUGGAGUCAGAUCGGGUGUCAUGAUCUCCACGAAGUACACCCCGUGCCGAAUGCCUACAAUGACAUCAAGACCUACCCGGGACACUACGAGGAUAUUUUGGCACACAUUAAGAAAAACCCGGACGCCAAAUUCUUUGUACAGACCUAG